AUGUCUACACGCCCAGAGGACCACGAGAAGUUCGCCAAGUUUCGCGCGGACCUCGCUGCACAGAAGGAGAACGGAUGGGACGAGGCAUGGAAAGCGAAAGUCACCCCGUGGGACAUCGGCACGAUGCAGCUUGCUUUAAAGGAGCUGGUCGAAGAAAGCGGGUUGAGCUUCCCGCGAUCUGGCCGCGCCCUGGUUCCUGGCUGUGGUCGGGGCUUCGAUGCAAUUUACAUUUCGAAGACCCUGGGACUGGAAACAGUCGGGUACGAUAUCUCGCCCACUGGGAUCGCAGCAGCGAACGACUUGAAGGCCUCUGUUGGCACGGACGCAGCCAACGUCAAGUUUGAGGUAGCGGAUUUCUUCGCCUUGGAAGACGAGGCAUUCGAUCUCGUUUACGACUAUACUUUCUUCGUGGCGAUCCAUCCCUCUCAGCGCCCUCAGUGGGCUACUCAAAUGGCAAAGCUGGUCAAGCCUGGCGGGUUCCUUAUCACGUUGGUGUACCCCAUCAAGCCCUACACGGAUAUUGGGCCUCCGUUCUUUGUUAGGCCGGAGCACUAUGUGGAGGUGCUCGGCUCGGGCUGGGAUAAAGUCUGGGACAAGGUCCCGGAGAAGACGAUUGAGACGCAUGUUGGGGAGGACCGGAUGGUGGUGUGGCGGAAGCUUUGA
Messenger RNA from Trametes versicolor FP-101664 SS1, 663 nucleotides. Its product is annotated as S-adenosyl-L-methionine-dependent methyltransferase. NCBI's taxonomy places the organism in Eukaryota, Fungi, Basidiomycota, Agaricomycetes, Polyporales, Polyporaceae. The coding region runs from base 1 to 663 and encodes 220 amino acids. The record is from RefSeq and is a predicted model, not a curated record. The transcript has 5 exons. Gene Ontology annotation, molecular function: S-adenosylmethionine-dependent methyltransferase activity.